Guyanagaster necrorhizus is the source of this 870-nucleotide messenger RNA. RefSeq lists its product as uncharacterized. The transcript is spliced from 10 exons. The coding region runs from base 1 to 870 and encodes 289 amino acids. Lineage: Eukaryota; Fungi; Basidiomycota; Agaricomycetes; Agaricales; Physalacriaceae. The record is from RefSeq and is a predicted model, not a curated record.
AUGCCCUCCCCAGGGAUAAUGACGCACCAGUCUUCAUUAACGGUUCCGCGGCAUUGGUGCUAUACUGCGCUGAGUAACAGUUACCUCGAAGACGACAAGCAAAGAAUAGCAACGACAUCAGGAGUGAUCCCUUCGACACUUCUUGAGGAUAUCAAACAGGCAUGGUAUCAAACGAUACUUCAAGCGGAAGGCUAUGCGCAAAAAAAAAAAACGAAUGAGAGAGUCGCGGGAUUCUAUUGGUGCUAUGAAGCGAGAAUUCUUUUACCACUGGCUUUCCGUCGGGACAAUGACCGAGCGCCCCCCGCCCCCCGCCCCCCCAUUCGAGGAGAUGAGCUCGUGGGGAGACGGUCAGGACUACUGGCGCAAGUGCUGCACAAAGUAGAUGCCCGCCUUAGUGAAGGCGCAUGGUACCCUCCCAACGUCAUUUUCCCUGCCCGGACGAAGGCAGUACAGCUGUUUGGGGGCGAGUGGUUUCGUGGAUAUUUGGAAAGGCCAGAUGGGCGAGAUGCUCAUUUGCACAUGAAACCUGAGAAUUUCUGCCCCGAAGCCUUGGUAUGGAGGAACGUGAAGCAUCCUGAUGUCCUACCAUUAUUCCUCGGCCUGCGAAUCCGGUUUGAUCGAUCAAGGAAGUGGCGAGUGGGAUGGCAUACCUUCACUCAUUGGACCCUGCCGAUAUCCCAUGGCGACUCGUUGUGGGAAACGCCGGCUCCCGGGAGCUCGGAGCUCUGCACUAGCGCUGAGCGGGAUCCGUUCGGCGGCUCGCUCCCGCUCCCGCUCUCGAAGCACUCGACAUCCGACUAUUCGACCCCCAACCCAAGUACACUACCGCGAGAGACAUCUAUGCGUUUGGGUGUGCGGUUAUCGAGGUGA